GCGUUUUCAUUGUUGCAUGCUGGUCAAUGAAGUUUAUUAUUCGGUUUGUGAUUUGCUACGGUCUCUUGCCGUUUGUGAUUGAGCAUCUUUAUUUCUUUCAACAUGAUUGACUCGUAAUUGUCAACAAAGUAGAGAAAUGAAAACGUGAACUGGAUGAUUCGGUCGCUGCGCUGUUAUUCUGCAGGUCGGCCGCUUCUGGACGAGGAUGAGGGAUCUUCUAGGCGUUGACAGCUCGCUCUUAAACGAGCUAAAGUCGUGCUGUGCAGAAGAAAACAACUUUCUUCCCAGGGAGACUGGCCUGAAGCUGAUGGAGUCCACAUCCCCAGAGAUUCACAGCCAAGUGACUGCAAAAUGCAGGGACGGCAAGGUGCAAGAGCUGUGGAGCUUGACCAGCUUCUUUGGCUACAGCACUCAAACUUUUGUUCAAGCUGUCAACUUGCUUGAUAGAUUUCUCACCAAUAUGAAGGUCCAGCCAAAACACGUUCCCUGUAUCGGAGUAAGCUGUCUUCACAUAGCUGCCAAAAUGGUUGAGAAAGAGAGCAACAUCUCACCCUCUCAUGAGCUCAUUCGCAUCAGCCAAAGCAAAUUCACCGUGUCCGACCUCGACCGCAUGGAGAAAAUUAUUUCAGAGAAACUCUGCGUGGAGCCCAAAGCAGUGACGGCCUUGACCUUUCUGCACCUGUACUACUCAGCCUUCACCUCCCUUUCUGCUGGAAGGGAGGAGAUCCCAAGCAUUGGGAGACUGGAAGCCCAGCUAAAAGCCUGCUUAUGCCAGCUUGUUUUCUCUAAAGCAAAACCAUCGGUGUUGGCUUUGUCCCUCAUUGCUCACGAGUUUGAAACCCUCCCGUCGGCCAUGUUGUUGAAGAUUGUUCCUCAUUUUCAAAGGCAGCUAAAGAUCUGUGACAGCGAGCUGCUCCAGUGGAAGGACCUCGUGACCAAGCGCAUGACUGAAUACCGCUCCAGUGAAUGUAACAAACCAGACAACAAGAAGCUUGUUUGGAUCCUGUCCAGGAGAACAGCACAGAGUCUUCAGACCCAUCACUUUAGUGUCCCUGGCCUGCCAACUAUUCCUGAGAUGAGCUGGAAUGAGAGUGAGAGUGAGGACUCCUGUGAGGAAAUGAGCUACGGAGAAGAAAGUUUAUGCGGUUCUCUAGGAAGUGACGGCGAAGGAGCUUUCUUCCCCUCCACGUUUCUCAACUGUGUAGAGUGAUGACCGUGUAUUAAAUAUGAUGUGUAUUUUCCUCUGAAUCAAGUUAGAUUUCAGGGGAGACCCGUUUGUUUUAUGUGUGUAUUGUUUAUGGGACGUAAGUAUGCAAAGGGACUGAUAUUAAGUGCCUGUGUUUUUUCAGUUUGUUGCCUGCCUCGGUAAUAAAAAUAGACAACUCUUAAAAAUGCAGUGAAGAAAAUGCAAUACUUUGGGCAGUUUGAUGAUGAAAUAUAACGUAAGCCUCGUGAGGAGAUUGAAACAUUAUAGUGGUAACAGUGAAGCACAAGGAGGAACUCAAGAAUGUUAGUAAAGUGUUGAAUACCAGCUAAUAAACUCAAACAUUCUGAAUAUUUAACAUUUUUUUAUACUUUACACGUUGAUGCAUAUAACAGUGUAUGUUUGUACGAAUCCAAUAUUUCUUUAGUCAUAUUUAAUAUUUGAGGGAAAAGAUCCCAAUCUGUAAAUGCAUGGAAACAUGAAAUACUGUUUGUGGUGUUUGUGUACCAUAAUAAGCUUACUGUGAAAUGAGAAAAAUACUUCAACAUGUAAAUAACAUGUAAAAGGAAAAAAUAGUUUUGUGAUGUCAUAAUCACUGUUGUAUCAAGAUUUUAUCUGCAACAUGUAGAAAUAACAGGCAAUUAAAAAUACUUUUAAAAAACAUA
Nothobranchius furzeri (turquoise killifish) is the source of this 1869-nucleotide messenger RNA. Its product is annotated as cyclin-G2. Gene Ontology annotation, biological process: mitotic cell cycle phase transition; regulation of cyclin-dependent protein serine/threonine kinase activity. Gene Ontology annotation, cellular component: cyclin-dependent protein kinase holoenzyme complex; nucleus; cytoplasm. The record is from RefSeq and is a predicted model, not a curated record. Gene Ontology annotation, molecular function: cyclin-dependent protein serine/threonine kinase regulator activity. NCBI's taxonomy places the organism in Eukaryota, Metazoa, Chordata, Actinopteri, Cyprinodontiformes, Nothobranchiidae.